Molecule: messenger RNA, 1851 nt
Organism: Paramuricea clavata
Lineage: Eukaryota; Metazoa; Cnidaria; Anthozoa; Malacalcyonacea; Plexauridae
Source: the annotation of a GenBank genome assembly
AUGUGGUGGAAUGGUCCAUCGUUUUUACUCCGACCAAAGGCUGAAUGGCCUAAACCUCGACCCGUACAAGAAGAGAACGAACAGGUUCUACAAGAAGCAAAAAGGAAUGCACCAGAAAUCACUCACUCGAUGGCCAAUACUUCGUCUGACUACCCUGUUGCAAACGUGGAGAUGAUAAUCGACAGCACUCGUUACAGCACAUUAACAAAAUUACUUCGUGUUACGGCACUGGUGAUGAAAUUUACUUCCAAGGUCAAGAAUCGUGUAAAAUCGAAAGAGAAUUGUGAUUCGGUUCAGAGAGAAUUGACUGCCUCGGAAAUUAACGACGCGGAAAUUGCGUGGAUCAAAUCAGUACAAGCUAAACCGUUCGAAAACGAGAUUCGAUAUCUUGCGCGUAAGAAAACGAAGGAAGAAUGUCUGUCAUCGCCGAAAUAUGUCACGCAAUUUGGGUUAUAUGUAGAUCAACAGGGAAUCGUUCGUUGUGGCGGAAGAAUUGGCAAUAGUACCUUGUCAUCGAACUGUAUACAUCCGAUUUUACUUACUUCCAGACACCAUUUUGUUGAACUGCUCAUCGAACACACUCACAAGCAUACUGUACUGCACAACGGUAUACGAGAUACCCUCACUGCAUUAAGGGAACGUUUCUGGGUGAUUCGUGGACGUGUAGCGGUUAAGAAAGUUAUUCGAAAGUGCGUUACUUGUCUCAAACACGAAGGAAGUUCUUACGGACCACAACAACCAACUGAUUUACCAAACACAAGAGUCUCAGAUGACCCACCUUUCACGCACGUAGGACUCGAUUUCGCUGGUCCAAUUUAUUUCGAUUCGAAAGGGACUGAAACAGUUACCAACCAUUCGUCAAAGAAAUCAUAUGUUUGUCUGUUUACAUGUUCAUCAACAAGAGCUCUACAUCUUGAACUUUGUCGAACUUUAAACGUCCCGGAUUUCCUGUUAGCUUUUAGAAGAUUCUCUAGUCGACGGGGACUUCCUGCCACUCUAACCUCAGAUAACGCAAAGACUUUCAAGUCGGCAUCCAAGGAAUUGCUCAAAAUCGUUAGAUCCGAAGACGUGAAACGUUACCUUCACAAUAAUCGUAUCUCUUGGAAUUUUAUUGUUGAGAGAGCCCCUUGGUGGGGCGGGUUUUGGGAGAGGUUGGUUCGAAGUGUCAAGCGGCCUCUCAAGAAGAUAUUAGGACGUUCGACAUUAAGUUUUGAAGAACUCCGCACGAUUUUAAUCGAAAUAGAGACGGUGAUCAAUUCAAGACCUAUUACCUACGUUUACGAUGAUGUCGAUUCAAUAUCGUAUCCUUUAACGCCUUCAAAUCUGAUAUAUGGUAGACGUAUUAGUUCAACGCCGAACAGCGCCCAACACGAAAUCAUCAGUACUUAUAGAUCUCUGACGAGAAGAGCUCGCCAUCAGCGAAAUGUAUUAAUACAACUGACAGAACAGUGGAAGAGAGAGUACCUGACGAGUCUAAGGGAACAAUCAACACUGAAACAGAAAAACAAUACUCGUGAAAUAUCAAUAGGAGAUAUUGUGUUAUUGAAGAAAGAAUCGACUGCCAGAUGUAUGUGGAAACUGGCUAAAGUAGUGGAACUGCUUCCGGGUUCAGAUGGAAAGGUUCGCGCAGCAAUAGUUAAAGUUGCGAACAGUGAUAAACGACCAAUUUACCUCCGAAGAGUUGUGCAACAUCUUAUCCCAAUCGAGGUGAAGGCUAAUAACGACCAAGAAACACAAAAACAUCCGCCUGUUGUUAAUCCUUCAUCGCCCGUUGUCACUGACAAUGAAUUAAGACCCAAACGUAAUGCUGCAAUUAUUGGAGAGAUUGCUCGAAGAGAAAGGGACACGUAA